Messenger RNA from Populus euphratica (Euphrates poplar), 4167 nucleotides. RefSeq names its product DNA topoisomerase 4 subunit B (DUF810). The record is from RefSeq and is a predicted model, not a curated record. Bases 179 to 3658 code for a protein of 1159 amino acids. The transcript is spliced from 26 exons. Lineage: Eukaryota; Viridiplantae; Streptophyta; Magnoliopsida; Malpighiales; Salicaceae.
CGAAAUAUUCCUUUUCUCUUUAUAAAUAAAUAAAACACGCACGCACACAACCCCCCCUCUCGUUUCUACGGCUCCCACUCUUGUUCCUCAGCUAGCCUAGCAAUAACGCUAAUGCUCGUAACCUAACCCAAUCUUUCGAAAGUUUUAGACUAUUCGUACCUAGUUGUAUGGGCAUAAAAUGGAGCAGCAAGCUACGCUGUUACAUCACUACCGUCGCGAUCGCCGAAAGCUGAUUGAGUUUCUGUUAUCGUCAGGUUUGAUCAAAGAGCUCCGUACUCCAUCUGGUCCUACUAAUUCACUCUCCAAUCUCGAUUUUGAUUCUCUUAGCGCCGAUUAUAUCAUCCACUGCGUUAAAUCAGCAGGUGGAGUCGUUGAUGUUACUGAAGCGACUAACAAGUACUCGGAUGAAUCUGCUUAUCCUGUCACUCUGCAGAUACAUUCUCAAACGAGGAGCUCCUAUUUUCUUGUUUCCGAACCAGAGUCAGCUGGUUCUCCCCCUAGGCGUGCGCCUCCUCCUCUGUAUGCUAAACAAGCGGCUGAUACAUCAUGUUUAUCAAGUCAAAUGGAUCGUGUACAUGUUGAGAAGGCCACUACGUCUGGGGAUGACAGCGGUCCUGGAUAUGAACCGGCGACAAAUGCACCUACCAGCCCCUUAGAGAACUCUGAAUUUCCAAUUCCUUCACUUGGAUUACCUAGCCUAAAGACAGGUUUUUUUGAAGGAUUGUCUGAUGACGACUUGCGGGAAUCAGCCUACGAGCUUUUGCUUGCAUCUAUAUUUUUUUCUGGGGUUGAAGCAAAUUCAGUUGAGGAUAGAAGGAAGGAAAAGACUUCUAAAUUUUUGUCAGGGUUGAAAAGUAAAAGGGAUAAAAUGCAAUCACAAUCUCAGUCUGUUGGAAGAAAGUCAGAACUAAUGGACAUUGUCCGUGUUCAGAUGCAGAUUUCAGAAGCAAUGGAUGCAUGCACUAGGCGGAAUUUGAUGCAGUUGGCAGCAAGGAAAAUGAGUGGACAAAUUGAUCUUACCCAUAUUGCUCUUGGGCUUUUGAAUGGAACUUUCAAGUCUGAUUUUCUUAAUGAAAGAUCAUAUAUGCAAUGGAAGAGUAGGCAGGCAAACAUUUUAGAAGAACUUCUAUGUUCUGCUGCUGGUACAACAAAUGAACAUCUAACCAUCAGAAGCUAUGUUGCUAAAAUCAGAGAUGAGAAGGAAUGGGAUACCAUGAUGUCUGCUUCUGAACGUGUUGCAGUUGUAGCAUCUAUUAGACAGGUGGCUGUUAAACUAUCAUCCUUGCCUGCACAAUUUGGUAUUCAAGGUGAAACCUUCUAUUGGACUGCCAUCUAUCACGUGAACAUUAGACUUUAUCAGAAAUUACUGUUUGGGUUAUUUGAUGUUCUUGAUGAAGAUCAGCUCAUAGAGGAAGCUGAUGAAAUGCUACUGCUUAUAAAAUUAACCUGGUCUACUUUAGGCAUUACUGAAGCAAUGCAUGAUGCAUUAUAUGGGUGGGUCCUUUUUCAACAGUUUGUUAGAACAGGUGGGAGUAUGCUAUUAGAAAAUGCAGUUCUUCACUUGCAAAAGGUCAUAUCUACUGAAGAAGAUGACAGGAAGGAGCAGUAUAUGAAUAGCCUAGUAUGUACAAAACAAUGCAAUGGCAGUCACUUGAAGUUGCAUCUGUUGCAGUCUAUUUUCGUCUCAAUAAGCAUGUGGUGUGACUAUAAACUGCAAGAUUAUCAUUCACAUUUCAGUCAGAAACCUUGUAACUUUCGAAUGAUAAUAUCCUUGGUGUCAGCAGUAGGGGUUCUUGCUUCUGAUGAACCUGGUGAUCUGAAGUUGAUGAAAUUAAAUGCUUUGGAUGCUAAAGCUUCUAGAAAACUUAAAUCCUAUGUCAAAAAGUCCACUGAAGCUGCAUUCAGGAAGGUAGCAAGUAAGGUGGAUUUUGAGUCUAAAAUAGAAAGGAUACAUCCCCUGGCUCAGCUUGCUAAAGAACUGAAGUUGAUUGCUGAGACAGAGUUCAAUGUGUUUCACCCAGUGUUAUGUUGCUGGUGUCCUGAGUCUGUGACUAUAUCAGUUGUGCGAUUGCACCAAUUUUAUGGGGAAAGACUGAAACCUUUCCUCAAGGGAGUGUCAUCUAUUUCUGGAGAUGCUAGAUCAGUGCUUCCAGCUGCUUAUAUGUUGGAUCAGUACCUGACUAAGCUAUAUGCUUCUGCUUUGGAAGCCAAUAAGUUGCCUAAUUCUUUCAAUCAAGAUUUCAAACACUAUCAGAUUGAAGAAAUUUCGAAACCAUUCAUUCUUGAUUGGGUGAUUUCUCAGCAUUCUCAUAUCUUAGAAUGGACUGGACGUGCUUUUGAUAUUGAGGAUUGGGAGCCUUUAUCAUAUCAUCAGAGACAUGCGGCAUCAAUAGUUGAAGUUUUUAGGAUUAUAGAGGAGACUGUGGAUCAAUUAUUUGGCUUCAAUCUUCCUAUGGAUAUUACACAUUUACAAGCCCUGCUAUCUGUGAUUUUUCACAGCUUGGAUGCCUAUUUGAUGAAAAUGCUCAAUCAAUUAGUUGAGAAAAACCAUCUCUAUCCAUCAGCUCCUCCUAUAACUCGCUAUACAGAGACUGUUAUUCCAAUGAUAAAGAGAAGUUUGGUGGUUGGUACGCUUUUGGAUGAGAAUGUUGCUCGUAAGUUGAAUGAAUUGACUAUACCAAAACUCUGCAUCAGGUUGAACACUCUUCAAUAUAUUCAGAAACAAGUUUCCAUUCUAGAAGAUGGAAUUAGAAAAUCAUGGGGACUCAUUAGACCAUCUCUUGACCAAAGACAAACGAAAGAAGAGGUCCUGGAAGAGAGGAGUUUGCUAACAAGCAGUGAAGCAGUUGAUGCGCUGUUCGCCACCACAUGUCACAUAAUCAGGGACACCACAACAGAUGCUAUCAGAAAAUUGUGUGACUUUACUGGAGCAAGAGUUGUGUUUUGGGAUCUGAGAGAUCAAUUCCUCUUUCAUUUAUAUCGUGGCGAUGUUGGAAGUUCUCGCUUGGAAAGUUGUCUUCCUCGUGUUGAUACUGUUCUUGAUCAUAUAUGUGGUUUGAUUGAUGAUACUCUCAGAGACCUUGUGGUUUUAAGCAUCUGUCGUGCAUCGUUGGAGGGUUAUGUGUGGGUAUUGCUGGAUGGAGGUCCUUCUCGUGCAUUUUCUGAUUCAGAUAUCACAAUGAUGGAAGAUGACCUUAAUGUAUUGAAGGAAUUCUUUGUUGCUGAAGGAGAAGGCCUUCCUCGUUCCUUGGUUGAGCAAGAAGCGAAAUUUGCCCAACAAAUACUUGGCUUAUUUUCCCUCAAGACUGAAACAGUUAUUCGCAUGCUGAUGAAUGCAAGUGAAAACAUAUCAAUGAGAGUGGAUUCUCAUAAAUAUGGUCACGUGGGCUUGGAUGAUGCUCAUACUUUAGUGCGAGUGCUAUGCCACAAGAAAGACAGAGAAGCCUCUAAAUUCUUAAAACAGCAAUAUGAACUUCCCAUGUCUUCAGAGUAUGAUGACACUUCAUCAAGGGAUUCAAAUUUUGGAUCACCUCUUAUACCAGAUCUUCUUAAGCGAAGUACCUCAUUUCAUUGGCCGAAAAAUGGCCAAAGCAGUUUCAAAUCAAUAAGGAAGAAACUUCAAGCAGCAACAUCUGAAAUCAGGGAUGUGGCCCGGUGACAGUGCUGCCUCUUGGUAUUUUGUUAUCUUUAUUUGUGGUGUCGACUUCAACAGAACUAGUUGGAGUUUAUUUUGCAAGUCAUUGGAAAAUUCUGCACCAUAUAUAUUUGUGUGUAAAUCAACUAUGAUCAACCAGCUACUUCCUAGGCAAGACGGAUAUGUUCAGUUAUGGAAACGACUUGCUGCUGUCCCCCGUAGUCAUGGGAAUUUGUUUGAGCGCCAUCCCCCCAAACCCCACCCCACGCCCGCUCCCCCCUCAGGGUCUUUGUAUUUUUUUUCUUCCGAGCCUGUUCGAGCCGGUAAUGGUUCGUACAGCUAGAGCUAGCAGUUUAUGAUUCAACGCUUGUCUCUGUAACUUCAACGAAGUCACUUCUAGGCAGGCGAGUGAAGUCUUAGAAGGGCCUUCGUGGAAAUGUCAAUGUCAAUGUCAAUGUCUGCAACUGUUGAUUAGUCUCUCCCUAUCACAAUGAAAGCUUUUGCUACAAUAAGAACAGUUGGAUUUGUCUAUC